AUGGCAGCCAUUUUAGGUAGUCCAUUACCCCCUGUUGAGCACGCUAUUAGCGUUAGUUUACCCACCUGGAAAGACCACACAGACUAUGAAGAGGGUGCACCACGAGUCGUUGACGCAAUGGUUACUGGCUAUCCGAGAUUCUUUAUACACAGAAAAAUACAGCAACUUUCUUCGAUUAUUAUCACAAAAUUCGGCAACUCUGACUCAGAAUCUUGCUUACUAUUUCCUAUCAACAAAUGGGCUGAAAUGUGUAGAGACUUCAUUAUACCAUCGGCGAAAUCUGCUAGACUAGCUCACUUAACCGUCUGCGAUCCUUCGCCAGAUCCCGCAAUUCCUUCAAUUGAAGUGCAUGCUGUCAUUUUCAACAAGGAUUUCUUUAGUCUAGCUAAACAGUUCUGGCAACACACAGGCUUAGGUGUUAGUUCGAGAUUAGCUGAGAGAGCUUUGGAUUGUCUUGAAGCGAGUGAAAAAAUUAGCCCAACUGCAUUAUCAAAGUCUCCUUCUUCACUCUCAAAAUCACCUACAUUAACAUCACCGCCAACUUUCCUUAGAACUGGUAGUCGCAAUAGAUAUAAUAGCAACAAAUCCAAAUUCUCACAAACUUCUCAGCCCCCUACACCUGGUGGUAGUGAUUUAGUAGCUGGAAAGCUUUCAAAUAAUGCUUUGAAACAGGCUGAUGAAGAUAAUAACCAGGACAUCUUCGAUAAGGAUCAUGCUGUUUAUGUGGAAGAAAGAUAUGGUAGAAACUUACCAUUGGCUUCUGCUCCAUUAGCUAAGCGCGCUCUCAAGAGGCGUAUUGCUGGUGUUGUUAUUGACCCACAUGUUGAUGCCGCCGUUGGACCUACCAUCGAAUCUGAACGUGGUGCUGGUCUCACUGAAGACGACGUUUGGUUAACUUCUACUGGUAUGGCUGCCAUUUGGUUGACACAUCAGGCAGCUAUGACCUGGAAAGGUGCUGAAACUGGAAAAAGUGUUUGUUUUGGAUUCCCUUACACUGAUACUCUCAAGGUUCUCCAGAAAUGGGGGCCAGGUGCUCACUUUAUGGGAAGAGGUGAUGAUGCUGAUUUAGAACACUUGGAAGAGAUCGCGAGCAAAGAACAACUUCUGGCCGUCUUCUGCGAAUUCCCUGGUAACCCUCUAUUAAAGUCUCCAGACUUAGCUCGCCUUCGUGAAUUAGCUGAUAAAUACGGAUUUCUGAUAGUAGUCGAUGAAACUAUUGGUAGCUUCAUGAACAUUGAUAUUCUACCAUUAGCUGACGUCGUCGUAUCAUCACUCACGAAAGCUUUCUCUGGUGAAACUAACGUUAUGGGUGGAAGUAUUAUCCUCAAUCCAGAAGGAAGUCACUAUGAAGAACUUCGUGAUCAUAUUGUCAACAUAUAUGAAGAUAGCUAUUGGUUUGAAGAUGCUAUCUUCAUGGAGAGAAAUUCACGUGAUUUCUGCAAUAGAGUUAAGAAAGUGAAUGAAAACACCGAGACACUCUGCGAUUGGUUUUACAAUCUUUCCGAAUUAAAUGGAUCUAACGAAGGCGUUAUAAAGGAAGUUUUCUAUCCUAAAUAUACAACCACUGAGAAUUACAAUGCACGUAAGAGAGAAGGUGGUGGAUACGGUGGUUUAUUCUCCCUCACCUUUGGUAGUAAAAACAAUAGCAAGGAACGUAACGGAGAUAUUGCUCGUAUUUUCUUUGAUAAUCUCGACCUUGCAGCUGGUCCUUCAUUAGGGUGUAACUUUACAUUGGCUAGUUGUUAUGCCAUUCUCGCCCAUUACACUGAAUUAGAUUGGAUUGAAGAAUACGGUGUUGAUAGAAAUCUCAUUAGAUGUUCUAUCGGUUUGGAAGAUGUUAACACUUUGUUAUCAGCUUAUAAAUUUGCCUAUGAAAAGGCACUCGAAUUUGUACGUGAUUAG
Molecule: messenger RNA, 1902 nt
Organism: Wallemia mellicola CBS 633.66
Lineage: Eukaryota; Fungi; Basidiomycota; Wallemiomycetes; Wallemiales; Wallemiaceae
Product: PLP-dependent transferase
Exons: 3
Coding region: 1-1902 (633 amino acids)
Biological process (GO): transsulfuration
Molecular function (GO): pyridoxal phosphate binding; cystathionine gamma-synthase activity
Source: RefSeq, a predicted model, not a curated record